GCGCGUGUUUACCUUGUGCUUUUUACGAAAGCGCACGCGAAAGGCAACUAAAAUGACGAGACGCGUACGUUCCCUCGUACCGUGCAUGUUCGGUCGAACUUGAGCCACCGAGGUCCAUGCAAGUGCUCGAAAAGAAAUACGUCUACGGAGGGAUCGCGUUUGACAUUGUCGAGAAACCGAACGUGCGCCUUUUGCGUCUUUUGCGCGUGUGACUUCCCGCGGAUUAGUUGGUUCGACGUUGAUCGACAGUGGACAAGUGAGUUCGACAGAAGUUUUGGGAAGAGUGACUUCGCUAGAUGACCGCUGUAUGACGUGAAGAUGACACUGACAUAGCUCGCCGAGGAUGACGUCCAUCAUGGGGUUACAGCAGCCAGCUGCAUCCCAGGAUACCGUGGAUUACAGUGGAUACCUGCAAUCGUCGCAGUGCCAUCAGAUACAUGGAAACCAGGCGAACGGUCAGGUCCACUCUGGGCAGAAAUCGUCGUCCAAUGACCAUAAUACAAGCUUUACCAGCACCAAGGGAUUGCUCAAUGGACCUGGUCAAAACAACUGUUUCCUCAACAGUGCCGUACAGGUGUUAUGGCACCUGGAUAUCUUCCGGCGAAGCUUCAGGGAGCUUUCAGGGCAUGCCUGCAUGCGGGAAUCCUGCAUCUUCUGCGCCCUCAAGGACCUGUUUUCUCAGCUCCAGUUUUCGCAAGAGAGCGCCUUGCCGCCCGACACGCUGCGCCGUGCUCUGGCCGAGAGCUUUCUGGAUCAGCAAAGGUUUCAGCUCGGAUUCAUGGACGACGCGGCGGAAUGUUUCGAAAACAUUCUUCUGCGUAUACAUCUGCACAUCGCCAGCGGGGAAGCCGAGGAUAUGUGCAGCGCGAGACACUGUGUGCCACAUCAGAAAUUCGCCAUGACGCUCGUCGAGCAAAGCGUUUGCGGAGCUUGCGGUGCCACUUCGGAACCUCUGCCUUUUACACAGAUGGUUCAUUACGUGUCAGCAUCGGCAUUGACGUCGCAAGCGAGACAAACACCGCCAAACGCUCGUAACAGCCCGGAUCUCUUCGGUCAGCUUCUGCGGAAAGCUGGAGGCAUGGGUGACAUCAGGGACUGUCCGAGUUCCUGCGGUGCCAAAAUCCAAAUCUGUAGAACGCUGAUGAACAGACCGGAAAUCGUUUCGGUUGGAGUUGUAUGGGACAGCGAACGACCAUCGUUGGAGCAUAUCAUGGACGUUUUCGCAACCGUGGGAACGUCACUGCGGCUGAGCGAUGUUUUCCACAGUGUGGUGGACUCCCGAUGGGGUGCCUCGACGGUGCACAAUCUCGUUGGAGUCGUCACUUAUUACGGAAAACACUAUUCCACCUUCUUUUUCCACACUAAACUGAAGGUCUGGAUUUACUUCGACGAUGCCACUGUCAAGGAAAUCGGUCCUCGUUGGGAGCAAGUCGUGGAAAAGUGUAGAAGGGGGCGAUAUCAACCGUUGCUCUUACUAUACGCAACUCCUGGUGGAACUCCUGUUAACACGGAGAACGCCCCGAAGACAGUGACGCCUUUUCCAAACGGAAAUGGUCUGAAAACGCCACCGAAGAAUAAUGUUCGUCGAUCGAUUACCCCGAGUCCAGAGAAACCAUCGAUCAACAGCACUGCUAGACGUGCCAUUACGCCGAAUCCUGAUAGUCCUCCCCACCCCUACACGCAGCGGAGGAUUUAUAGCGAUUAUCAGAAUCUCACUGACAUUCAAAACAACAUCUUUGGCAAUCAAGGUGUGGACGUGGUGGACGGUGAGACAGAGUCGAAGUACAUCAGUCGUCGAGCGGUGGAGACCGUAAUGCAACAACAAAAGAAGCAACAGAUGCAAUUGACGCGUAGUCUGAGCGCAGGAUCGACGCCGCAGGACGGCAUCAGUAUUCCGGAUCACAUGAACGUGCCACGAAGAAGAGAUUCUGGUAACUGGUCGGGCGACCGGAACAGCGCCUCCUCGAGUUCCUCUACGACGAUGGACAAUCCGUAUUUGUACAUCGUGAACAAAAUGCAGAGGAACUCGGGGGUACCCAAGAGUCCGACCAGCAAGUCCGGAGAGCUCUCUAGCAGCAGCAGCGGCCAUUACGAUGCUGGAUACGAUUCCUAUUCUUUAUCUUCCACGGAUAGUCUUCCGCUUCAGCAGGGUCUGAAGCAUAACCUACAGCUCGCCCAGAUCCCGGAAGGCUAUCAAGCUGCCUCGGGAGACGAUUGCGAGCGUCUCUGCAAAGAAACCGACGCCCUCUUGGAUAAAUCCAGAGCUGCUGAAGACGCUGGUGACCUCAGCACUGCGGUAGCUUUGUGCAGUGCAGCCAGUAGCAAAGCUAGGGCUGCCAUGGACGCGCCAUACAACAAUCCUCAUACGAUCACGAUAGCGAGGAUGAAGCAUAAUACUUGCGUGAUGAGAACGAGGAGCUUGCACAGAAGGAUGCUGCAAGAACAAGCCACGGCCAAUGGCGAGAAGGAAGAAGGCGCGCCAGAAGGUAGGCAUUCGCGAGAGAACAGUAAAUCCGGUCAACACUCUCGUCAGAGUUCCAGAGACAAGGGUAGCCAUUCCAGGCAGAACAGUCGUGAACUUUUGGUGAACGCGCCAGCAAUGGUCGCGGACAAGCCCGCCUCGAAGAGCAUCGAGAUCUACGCCACGCUGCCGAAGAAGAAGACUCUACGGAGCAAAGCCACGGCCGUGAACGUGAUCGAAGACGAAGAGUACAUGCUGUACGAUCGACCGAUUCAGAGGACGGGUCUGUUCAGUCGUACGAAACGAUGCGACGACGACAAGAAGGACAAGAAACGCGCUCGAAGCGAAGAGAGGAACAAGAACGUCUCGAAGGAUUUCUCUAUAGCGCCGUCUCGAUCCUCGCCGUCCCCAAAGGGCUCGAAAGUCGAGAAGCCUAAGGAAAGCAACGACGCGGCGAACAACGCGCGAAACUCCCAGGCAAACGGUUCCAACGGCGAGCAGAAACAGGGGAAGAAGCAGCACAAAAUACGUAGGAAGUUGUUGAUGGGCGGGCUGAUAAAGAGGAAGAACAGAAGCAUGCCGGAUCUCCGGGAAGGGCAGGACAAUCAAACGAACGCAAGCGUCGAGGGAUCCUCCAACACCUUGCCAAAGCAGUCAGUGGACGAUUCCAGCGUUGGAUUGAAGGGCAACGAAGUGUGCCAGUCUCUAAGCGGUUACUUGUCAGAGGGACACUUGGAGUUUACCGGUAACAACAACGGUAAUCCUAGCAGUACGAGCAACCCGAACUUGGAGAGAAGUCGACUGAUGAGGAAAAGCUUCCACGGCAGCGCCGGCAAAGUGUUACACGUAGCGAAGGUACCUCCGCCCCCUCCGCUCAGGACCACUUCUCAGCUUAGCAAGUCUAAGUGUUCGGGUGAAGUGCACAACGAGCAGCAAUCCGAGAAAUCGGUGUACCCGUUGUCGGAAGGACAGUGCCCGUCGAAUCCGCCUCAAGAACAGAACGGAUCCUAUUGGAAUCACGUGAACACCGGAGGGAACUCGUCCAGCGGGACCAACAGGAGCGCCAAUUACACCGACUACUCCUCCGAGUCUCAUUCCCUUCCGUUUUUGCCCACUUACACUAUGGAACAGAGCCCUGCCAACGUCCCCGUAUCCUGCCAAUCGAAUUACAACAACAAACCACGGAUCCAAGACGACGUGGUACAGUACGCCAAUGGGAUCUUGUACGAGCCAACGUUCGUAGUGACUCGAGCGGACGUGCACAACGAGCAGAGUCCCGUGAAGCAACCCAAUCAAGGAGAUCUGUUGCCUCCUUACCCCGAAAACGGAAACGUCUCGCAUUCGAGGCAACCCAGCGAGGACUUCCCUCCCCCGCCGUAUCCCUCGAUUCAUUCGGUGUCCCAUUCGAGACAAGCCAGCGAGGACUUUCCACCCCCGCCGCCGCCCAUCGACGACACUUCGAGUCACGGUCAAGAGAACCAACAGCAGUAUCAGCAACAACAGUAUCAGCAGCAACAGUACCUUCAACAGCAAUACCAGCAGCAGCAAACGGCGGUUCUUAUGCAACAACGUCAACAACAGCUGGACAAUCAACAGAUCAGCACUCUGUUGACGCAGUUGCAGAUCAAGAGGGAUCAAAUUCUGGCUUCGAAGGCCAGGGAGGAUCGAAGGCCGGACGAGCAGGAGGAGGAGGAGAAGUCGGCCAGCGAGACCUGGCUUCGCGAGUUGCAGGCUAAGCAGGCGGAGAGGAGGAUGAAGAAACAGAGUCCUUUGGAUCAGGAUAUACCGAAGGUCAGGUGUUCGGGCCCAACGAUCUCGGGACCAACGGUCGCGAGGAGAACCAGCGAUCUGAUGAUGAACAGUUUGGGCCAGGCUUACGAACAAGCUGGUCGCGACGUCCCCGACUGUCCACGAGUCGUCUCGUCCGUGAAGGACAUGGCGGCCAGAUUCGAGCAAAUAAAAUUGCAACCUGUCGCGAAAACGGAGCCCGAGCAGAAGCUUCCGACGAAGCAAAACGCGAACUGUAUCUCGUCCUCUCCGCUGUUGGACAUGCCUCAAGACGUCCAGCAGACGGAGGAGUCGAGACCGUUGAAGCUUUCGUCGGAGAACGUGGCUGCCUUCACCAAACCCGAAACUCCGUCGGGCCAGUCGAUCUUGAACUCGAGUUUCGAGUCGAGUUCGAGCCAAAACACCUUCGUCCCGACAGCGACGCCCAACAAUCCCGCCAAUGCACAGCAGAGCGGACUGAACGCCGCCAUUAUGUCCAUGUCGUUGACUCUGCCGCACGAAAACGGACUCCCGAUCGACUAUCCCGAGGACGACAUCAGCGAAGUCGCUAUGCAGAACACCAUUCAGAACACGACGAUCUUGCCCAACGAGGAGGACAUCGCGCCGAGGAAGGUGAAACGACGAAUCGGAAAAAAGAAGAGCGUGUCGUUUUGCGAUCAGGUGGUUCUCGUGGCCACCGCGGAGGACGACGAGAAGGACUCUUACAUACCCAACCCCAUUCUCGAGAGGGUGUUACGCUCGGCGAUGAACAAGCCAGAGACCGCUCAAGUUCUACGGGAGAUCAGAAGCCUGCAAGAGGCGGAACUGAACCGUGAGAAUUGCACCGCCAUCAAGUUCCAGCAGCAGACACUUCCGCUAAAGAGCGAAGCCGACAGCGUUCCAGCGACACCUUACCAAGAUCAGCUGAGAAGCGUGAAUCCAAUACCCAUUCCCGAUACGAUCAAGCCCACCUUUGGAAGACAGAAUUCGAACGAGUCGGUGGGAUCGUUGUCGGAGAAGAAACACUGCGGUCCGUACGUCAACGAAGGCCAGGACGUGGUCAGAGAAACGUAUUCGGGGAUCUCGAACGUUUCCAAGCCGCCUACUUCGUACUCGCCUCAGUUGCAGCAACAGAUCAGGUACUCCCGAAACAUGCCGUACUUGCAAUCGCAGUCCGCGUAUCCCCAGACCCAGACGUCUCAUCCGAGGAACCAGGGUAUUCCGAUCUCGCAGACGCAGAAGCCAGCCAGCCCGUAUCCCACCCAGAUGCACGGUCAGUACGUUCAAAACAACGUGCAGCAACAGAAGCCAGCGUGCCAGAAGAACUCCUAUCAAACGUACUAUCAGUUGGAGCAACAGCACAAUCAGAUGAACAAGCAAAUGUCGCAGCAACAGCAGCAGAACAUGAACCAGAGGAUCACGAAUCACAACGCGAGCCCCAUAACGGUGCAACACUCUCAGCAACAGUUCGCCUAUCCGACGACCCAAUCGCCGAGCCCUUAUCAGAAUCAGUACACUCACAGUUCCUAUCAGGGUUAUCCCUAUCAGUCCGUUCCUCAGCAAAACAGAAUGAGUCAACCGUUGCCCCAGUAUCAACCGCCGCCCAAUCCGCCGGCCUCCUAUCAGCAACAGCAGCAGGGUGUUCAGAAUUAUCAACAGAGGCACGACAAUUACCAGAGACCGCCCCAGAAAGCCGAUCAGCAGAACAUUUUGGCGCCCAAUCAGACGUAUCCGAACCCGUUGCAGAACGGUCAGAUACAAUCAAACAUGAAAUACCCGACCUAUCAGCAUCCGCCUGUGUCGAAGCAGAACAAACAGAUGCACUUUGUGUCCGCCGCGAAGGGGAACGCGACGGUUCCUCAGAACGCGACCCUGCAGAAACCAGCUGUCGGAGGCGCGGCCAGAACGGCACCCUGCCAUCUUUGCCGGAAGAAGCAAGUGACGGAGCCUGCGAUUUACUGCUCGGAUUGCGACUUUUACAUGUCCAGAUUCCGGCCAAAGAACUGAAAUCGUUUGUAACGACGAACGAAAGUGCGUGGUUGGCGAAAGGAAUACAGUGAGGUAUGCUUGGUGGAAUAAAUAUAACAUUUACUGCAGGAGUGAGUCGAAAGACGUUAUGGACAGCAAGCAGGACAUGCAAUAGCCAAUAGGCCGCUACGAUAUAGAGGAGAACUUAUUAACAGAAGUCUCGAAGCUGACUUUGAGAGAAUAGCCUGGUCUAGAACUUAGAAAAUAUUGAUCUUCCUUCAAAUUUUAGGCGUAGAAUAUAUACACUAACGGAAUAUCAAAGUGGAAGAGUUAGUAGAACUUAUGAAUGUUUGAAUAUAUGAACGCAGUCAUGAUUAAGCUUUGUGUGUG
Colletes gigas is the source of this 6586-nucleotide messenger RNA. RefSeq lists its product as uncharacterized. The record is from RefSeq and is a predicted model, not a curated record. The transcript is spliced from 11 exons. Gene Ontology annotation, molecular function: cysteine-type deubiquitinase activity. Bases 344 to 6235 code for a protein of 1963 amino acids. Lineage: Eukaryota; Metazoa; Arthropoda; Insecta; Hymenoptera; Colletidae. Gene Ontology annotation, biological process: protein deubiquitination.